Plasmodium gallinaceum is the source of this 5607-nucleotide messenger RNA. RefSeq names its product copper-transporting ATPase, putative (gene CuTP). Gene Ontology annotation, molecular function: ATP binding; P-type divalent copper transporter activity; ATP hydrolysis activity. The record is from RefSeq and is a predicted model, not a curated record. Bases 1 to 5607 code for a protein of 1868 amino acids. Gene Ontology annotation, cellular component: membrane. The transcript has 3 exons. NCBI's taxonomy places the organism in Eukaryota, Apicomplexa, Aconoidasida, Haemosporida, Plasmodiidae. Gene Ontology annotation, biological process: copper ion homeostasis.
AUGGUGAAAAGUAAAAUUUUAAUUAAUAGAAUUAACAAAAAUAUAAAGAAUAAAAUAAGAAAACUAAAUAUAAAAGGAGUUGAUAAGAUUUCUUUUAUGAAUAAUUCAGCUACUAUUUUUUAUGAUGAUAAUAUUGUAGAUAUAUAUACAAUAAUAGGAAAAAUAGAAAAUCUUGAUAUUAAUGGACAUUUUGUAGAAGAUAAAAACGAAAAUGUAAAUAAUAUAGGUAUAAAAAAUAAAAAAAAAUAUAAUGAAAAAUUAACUACAUUUAGUUUUUAUUCAAAUACUAAAGAUACACAAGAAGAUUUAGUAAAUGAAGAAAAAAAAAUAAAAACAACAUAUGAAGAAGCAGAAACAAAUAUAUGUCAAAUAAAUAAUAAUGACUUAAAUAUUAUUAAGAAUAAUAAAGAAAAAAUUGAUAUUACUAAUAAUAACAUAAUAUUAUCAAAUGAUAAAAUAAGUUCAAAUUCUGAUAGCACAUAUAUAAAAGAUUGCAUUAAGGAUAGUGAUAUUAAUAUUUAUAAAAAAGAGAAAUUAAUUAUUAAUUCAAAUUCGAAUUUAAAUGAAAAUAAUGAUAAUAAAAAUGAGGAAGAAAAAAGUAAACAUUUAAAUUAUAAAACAAAUAAAGAUGUUGAAAAAAAUAAAAAAUUUAGUAAUAGUGAAAAAAAUAAAGAUGAUACAAUAAUUAAUAGUAUAACUAACAAAACCAUUAAUUAUUCUGAAAUUCCUAUUCAUUGCAACAAUGAAAAUGUAACUGAUGAAGAAAAAGGAAACAAAAAUGAAAGCAAUGACGUUAUUAAUUUAUUAACUCAUUUAAAAAAUCAAAAGAAAAAUUUAUAUGAAAAUAAUGACAUAAAUAUAGAUAAAAAUAAUUUGUUAUCAAAAAAAAAUAAAAGCAACAAUGUUUUUUACGAUUAUGAAAAUUAUAGAGAUAGAAUGAAUAUAUUUGUAUGUGAAUUAAAAAUAUAUAAUAUGACUUGUGAUAAUUGUGGAAAAAAAAUUAUAAAUUUUUUGAAAAAUAAAAAUUUGAUUAUAGAGGGUAAUAGUUUUGCUACAGAAAAAAAAAUAAAAUUAAAAAUAAAUAUAUCUGAAAACAAAUUACAAUGUUACAAUAUUAAAAAUUAUGUGAAUAAAAUAAUGGAAGAAAUAAAGGAUAGUGGUUUUAAUAACGAUUUAUUAGAUGUAUAUAAAGAUGAUGAUAAUAAUUGUAAUCUUUUUGAAAUAACUUUAUAUGUUUAUAGAGAUGAUGUAAUAAAAUCAUAUGAAUUGUUAAAAAAUAUAAAAGGAAUAAAAAAUGUAGAGUAUAAUGUUAAAAAAGAAUAUAUUUAUAUUUUAUAUAAUCCUGAGAUAAUUGGAAUAAGAUAUAUAUUAGAAGAAUUAAAAAAAAAAAAAAAUAUUGAUGCAUAUUACGAUGAAGACAAAGAGAGAUAUUUUAAAUCUACGAAAAAUAAUGAAAAAGAUAAUAUGUGGAAGUUGAUAGAAUUAAUUUUCUGUUUUAUUUUGAGCUUUAUUAUUAUUAUGUUAAAUAAUUACCAGAUGAAUAUGGGUUAUAUGAAUAACUUUUACUCCGAUAAAAUUUAUAAUAAGUACACUCCGAGUGAAUCAUUGAAUAUGGGAUUAAUUAAGAAUAAUAUUUCUCUUAAUUUAAAAAAAUAUAAUUUUAACAAUUCUAAUAAAAUUUUUAAUACUAAAUGUAAUUUAUAUAAAAAUGAAGAGAAUAAUUGCAAAAAAGGAUAUAAUGUGAAUUAUAAGAAUAUGAAUGAAACUUCUAAAUUUAAUAAUUCCAAAUAUCCUAAAAAUAUUGAUACUGGUUUUAGUGAAACAUUAAUUCCUAAUGAUUAUGAGAAACAUGAUAGAGAUAGUUUUAAAAUGGGAAAUUCGAAUUCAGAAGACCCUAAAGAUGUUAAUACAAAUUUCAUUGAAACCAUUAAUUCAGAUAAUGAUAAAAUUAAUAAUUUAGAUAAUUUUGAAAAAGAUUUUAAUAAUUUACAUAAUUCAAAACAUAAUAAUAUAAAUAAUUUAAAAGAGUUUGAUUCAUAUAUGAAUGAGACUGUUACUUCAGAUGGGAAACAUAAAAAUACAGAAACAAAUAAAAAAAUAAAAAAAGUGGAUAAGAAAAAAUCAAAUAAAUUUAUAAAUGAAAAUUCACAUAUUCGAAAAGAUAUAGGAAAGAAUGAUAGUAAUUUAAAGGAAGCACAAAAAAAUACUAGUAAAGGAAGAAAAUUAAGAAAAAUAUUAAAUAAAUUAAUUAUUUACACAUUUAAUAUAAAUUUAGAUACUAAAAUUUUUCCAAGUUUAACCAUAAGAUUAUUACUAAUUUUUCUUUUAAGUUCAUUUGUUUAUAUCUAUUAUGGCUUUAAUUUUGUUUUAAAUGGAUAUAAAAAUUUAAAGAAUAAAAUAAUUAAUAUGAAUGCUUUAAUUUCUAUUAGUUCCUCUUUUUCUUAUUUUUAUUCACUUUUUCUUUUAUUAUUUUGUAUAAUUUUUUCAAUCGACGUAGAUGGUAUUCCAUUAUAUUUUGAUUCAUCAGCCUUAUUAAUAUGCAUAAUGAAAUUCGGGUUUGAAAUUGAAAAUUAUUUAGUAGGUUUUACAAAAAAAAAAAUUGAAAACUUAUAUGAGAGUAAAACAAAACAUGUUUAUAUUUUAGAGAAAAAUAAAAUUGAAGAAAAAAAAAACAAAUAUGAACUAACGAAAUGUAUGGACUCAGAAUUAGAAGAUAGAGGAAAUAAUAUUUCUAAUAAUAAUAAUAAUAAUAAUAAUAAUAAUAAUAAUAAUAAUAAUAAUAAUAGUAAUAAUAUUUAUAAUAUUAAUAAAACAUGUAAUAAUAUUAUUACAAAUAAAAAUAGUAGUGGUAGUAAUAAUGAUUUUAAUAAAGAUGCUAUAACAACCCCUUUUUCUUGCAAUAAGUUUAUUUUUGCAAGUAAUGAUUUUAAUAAUGAAGACAAAAAGGAUUUAUUCUUUAAUUACUCUUUAGAUAGAAAUAAUGAAAUUAAUAAGAUAAUUAAUGAAAAUAAAAACAUAAAUUUAAAUGAUUAUAUUAUAAAUAGUUAUCCAAUUCAAUUUAUUCAAAAAAAUGAUAUUUUAGUAUUUUAUGAAGGAAUGACUUUGUUAAUUGAUGGAAUAAAAAUUAAUAAUGAAAUUUCUUGUGUUGAUGAAAGCAUGAUAAGUGGUGAAAAGAAAUUAAUUAAAAAAUAUAAAGGAGACAAAGUAUAUGCUGGCUCAAAGUGUGUUGAAGGAAUAAUUGUUUUAUAUAUUAACGACAUAUCAAAAGGAAAUUAUAUAGAAUAUGUUAGGAAAACAUUAGAUGAAAUAAAUUGCAAGAAAACUAAUUUACAAUUAUAUGCAGAUAAAAUUGCUAAUAUAUUUAUACCAUCUAUAUUACUAUUGUGUUUUAUUGUAUUUUUUAUUUGGUUUUUUUUAACUUUUUAUGAUUAUGUAAAUAUAAAAAAAGAUAAUUAUUUUAAAUUAAGCAAGUUUCUUUCAUGUAUGCUUUUUUCUAUUCAUUUUUCUUUAUCUAUUUUAUGUGUUGCUUGUCCAUGUGCAGUUGGAUUAGCUAGCCCCUUAUCAAUAGCUAUCAGUUCAUAUAUAUGUAGCAAUAUUGGCAUAAUUAUAAAAAAUAUAAAUAUUUUUGAAGUUUUUUUGCAAUGUAACCACUUUAUUUUUGAUAAAACUGGUACCUUAACAGUUGGUAAGCCAGUUGUAAAUAAAAUAUAUAUUUCUAAUAAUAUAGAUAUUUUCCUAGAUCAAUUAUUAAAAAAUUUUACUAAUAAUAAUAUUUCAAUCAAUUUUACUGAUAUAAUAACUAAUGAUAUAGAAUAUAUUUCGAAAAAAGAAAAUAAUAUGAAUAAGAAAUACAAACAAAAUAAUAAAAAUAACAUCUACAAUAACUCAUUUCCUAUAAAUGAUUGUAAUAAUAAAGUGUUUGAUAAAAGAUACGAUAAUGAAAAUGAUUUUAAUAAUAAUUCCGUAGAAAAAAAGCAGAGUAGCAUUUCAUGUGAUGAUUAUUCUAAUGGCAUAGUUAUGGAAGAUAGUUUCGUAAUAAACAAGAAUUUUGAUAUUUUUUAUGAAAACAAAGAAAUGAAGAAAAAGUAUAGAAAACGAGAAAGACAUAAUAAUAAUACUUUAAAUUUUAUAGAAAGUUUUAGUUGUUCCAAUAAAAAUGUCACAUUUUAUUCUUUUACUACAAAAAAGGAAUAUUUUAAAAUUGAAAUAAAAGAAUUAGAAAAGAAAAAUAGGAAUAAAACAAGUCAGCGCACUUUGGUUAAACAAAAAGCUGAUUAUUCUAAAGGUGGAAAAUCUAUUUUAAAUAAUUUGGCAUCAUUUAUAACGGAAAAAAAAAAAAAAGAAAAAUAUAACAAAAUAUUAGAUAACUCGUUGAAAGAGCAUUUUAUAAAUUAUUCUGACAGUUAUUGUUCAUCUAAUGACGACUCAUAUUAUAGUGAAACCAGUAAUGACUAUGAUUAUACACAUAACUACGAUAAAAUAAACGGAAUUAGAAUAUGUGAAGAUAAAAAUAUUAUAAAUGAUAAUGAUAUAAAAAAUAACAUAACUGAAGGAAAUGAAUAUUUUAAACAUAAUUCUCAUUUUGAUGAUAAGAGUAAUUUAAGGGAAAAAAUUAGUAAUUGGUUGUAUUUAUUUAUAAGUUUGAGUUUAAAUAUUGAAAAAUAUAGUAAUCAUUUAUUUGCUGAAUCUAUAAAUGCAUUUAUAAAUAACAAUUUCCACAUAAAAGAAAAAUUUGAAGUUUUCAAUUUGAUAAAUGAAAAAAAUCAAGGAAUUAAUUGUAUUAUAAAUGAUUUAUCAAUAACCAUUGGUACACUAUUUUACUGUUUUACAAAAUAUAAAAAUACUUUUUGUUGUAAACCGGAAUUAGAACAGGAAAAAUUAAGUAUAAAGAAUAUGGAAAAAUAUUUAUAUUCUUGUGAUUGUAAUGUUCACAAAACAUAUCAAUUUUUAUAUAAUUAUUCUAAUAGUAAAAAAAAUGAAGGAAAUAAUAUUAUUUUUAUGUGCAUAGAAGGUAUAAUAAUUGGCUUCUUUACAUUGGUUGAUAGCAUUAAACCAGAAGUUUUUGACUUAAUAAAAUAUUUAAAAAAAAAAAAGAAAAAAGUAUAUAUAUGUACUGGAGAUAAUUAUAUGAAUGCUCUUUAUAUUUCAAAAAUUUUGGGAAUAUCGAAAGAAAAUAUUUCUUCCAAUACUUUACCAUUAGAAAAAGUUCAUUUUGUAAAAAAAAUAAAAUCAUUAAAUGAUGGCAAAGUUUGUAUGAUCGGAGAUGGAAUAAAUGAUUGUUUUGCACUUAAAAGUGCUGAUUUAGGAUUAUCAUUAAGUACUAGAUCAAAUGUGGUAAUGGAUAGUGCUGAUGGUUGUAUAGUUGAUAAUAAUAUAAAUGUUAUAUCGAAAUUAUUUGAAAUAAGUAAAAAAACAUUACUCGUAAUAAAAUUUAAUUUUUUAUUUUCAUUCUUUAUCAACAUCUUUUUUAUUUUAUUGGCAAGUGGGGCUUUUUAUUCUUUAAAUUAUGUUUUUUCACCAUUUCUUUUUACAUUCUUAAUGUUUUGUAGCUCAAUUAUUGUCAUUUUAUCUUCUUUAUCUUUAAAAUUGUUUCUAAGGAAUAUAUAA